AUGUAUGCUUUGCGCGAGCGACGCGCGCAGCAUGAAGAGAAGAUCAAGCAUUGCAAGAGCCUCGUUACCCUCGCGCGACGCAUGCCGCCGGAAGUCCUUGCUAAAAUCUUUUUACAUUGCGUCGAGGACGGGUGGACGCAUGGACCUCUUGUCUUGUCUAUGGUCUGCUCUUCGUGGAGAUACGCUGUUCGCAAUUAUCCGAGGGUCUGGUCGCAUAUCCACGUUAAUAUGGAGGAGCAUGACCCUAUAACGAGGACCCGCUAUUGGCUGUCCAUGGCUCGUCAAGCACCCCUACACGUCAACUUAAUAGCCAACAUAGAGACAUCCGAGCUGCCUAUUGUCCUGGAUAUUCUCCUGGAACAGGCUUCGAGAUGGCGGAGUUUCUCGGUCACCUCCGCCUCCCUCCGCAAGACAAACAAUAUUCUAUCUCAGUGUAAAUAUGUUAUGCCAGAUCUGAGGGAAGUCUCUAUCACGACUGACGUCGAGGUCGACGACGUGGUGGCAGCAGGCACCACAGAGCUGGACGGCUUCCGGGAAUCUUUUAGAGACGCUCCCCUCCUAAGGAAGUUGACACUGACUUCGAACGCACUACACACGACCGGGCUAAUACCGAUUCAGGUCGAAGAUCUUUCUAUUCAUCUACCGGAACCUCGCCGGAUUGACCUGCCCAUGUCCGGGUCCUCGAUUCUCCAUGUGCUUGAAGGCUUGCCCAACCUCAAGCAUUUUACACUGACGUUGCCUCCUCAUCAUGAACCUCAAUACAUACCGGAGCGCGACCUUGCGCGCCGAAUCUUCCUGGGCAAUCUUGAGUCCAUGUUACUGUGCGUUCCCCCCGAUGUUAAUGGUUUGAUGGUGCACAUCGUAGCACCCAAACUCCGGAGCCUACAAAUUCGAUCCAACCUCGACCCGUUAGUGCGCCCACAUGACUUGACCGGAGCAUCGCUACGCGAACUGCUGGAGCAAUCUGACCCGCCCAUAGAACUACUGGAACUGCACGACGUUGACCUGACGGACGACGACUACAUUCAUUGCUUACGCGUACUGGAUGACCUCAAGGAGCUUCGCUUGCACGAGAGCGAGAUUUCCGAUUCUGUCAUUCGACUUCUGCGAGGUCCCAGAGGGUAUUGCCCUCGUCUCACUCGACUGGACUUGAGAUGGUGCGGGCAAUUGACCGGUAGCACUCUGGUGGAGGUAGUCAGGAGCAGAUUGGCGGUGGAUGAUCAUCCAAGCCUCAAUAGUUCAGAGCCGAUCGCGGAGGUCGCCGUCAUGAACUGCUGCUUCGUGGAAGAACAAGAUGUGAUGGACUUGGCAAAGGUGACGGUGUGUCGACUUGUCCUCCGGGAAACAGAGGACUAUUGCAGAUCUAGGGGAUGUUGUACGAACGCGAGAUAUAGGCAGAGGCUUCGUUUGCGGCACAAUAUAGGAUUUGGAGGCACCGAUCACGUACAACUCUUACUAUGAUAGACGUUGCUGGUUGGACAAGUACCUCGAGCUUUGCUCAUUUGGAGGGUUAUCACAGGCCACAAUUAUCGGAAUAGAUGAGGCGGUGUGGG
Molecule: messenger RNA, 1553 nt
Organism: Gloeophyllum trabeum ATCC 11539
Lineage: Eukaryota; Fungi; Basidiomycota; Agaricomycetes; Gloeophyllales; Gloeophyllaceae
Exons: 2
Coding region: 1-1461 (486 amino acids)
Molecular function (GO): protein binding
Source: RefSeq, a predicted model, not a curated record